UAAUAUUUCGAAUAACUAUGAGAAGUCACGAACCAGAAAUUGGUUCACCAUAACACAGGACUGUGGUCAGUCAAAAGUUGUGCUCCUCACCAAAUUUCAAGAAAAAAGUCACAUUUUUCUACAUAUUGACGUAGCUUGUGUGUUUGCUGGGUUCCAUUCUGACGAAAUCUAUUCCUCUUUAGUUCAUUUAGAGUGUGUACCAAAGAGACUAAAACAUCAAAAGACAUGGCAUAGUGUUUAUCAGAAAAUGAUUAAACUUCCGAAAAUGAAAUGGACGCUUUAGUCGGUUUUUUAAAGAAUUUAUCAAUGCAUCUUUAACUGUAUCACAAGAGAUAAACCUAUUACUUUCUCAUCAAGGACAUCUCAUCAAAGUGAUGAAACUCGCUCCAAACUCAUCAUCUUGCUUUAACUAGAAGAAGUCAGAAUAUAAUGCGACAGUUAUACGAGAAAAUCACAUUAUUGACGCUAUCUUCUCACCAUUGUCAUGCGAAUUCUAUCAUUCCCUUUCCAUCAUAUACAUCGCUUCCUUGUAGUGCCUGAGACAUGGAUUUACAUUAUGCUUUCUUGGGGUUAAUUCCAAAUGGAUACGAAUAUCGUACGUUUGCAGUCUGAAAUCUAGCAUUUAUACGGCUGAGCUAUUCGUAAAUGUAUAUCUACAUCUUACAGAUGAAUAAAAAGUAGAAUUGCAAUAAUCCUCGUACUGCAUACUGAAAACAGUGUAAAGAACAAAAAUUAAAUACAAAGGAUAACGGAGCUGCCUGAACCAUAAAUAAGAAUCCACGCUAUUUUGGUGGCAUUUCUUUAUUAGUUCUUAAGAGUAACAUAUAUAGAGAUCCGUCGUAGCCCACGCUGAACAUUACGAGAUCAUAUCUCAACAUGUGAUAAUGAUAUUUUUUGUAUUUGCAAAUUUUACAGAUCUAAGAUAUUCAAUAGCUGAAAGCUGAUUUAAGAUUUCAACAUUUAUUCGUCUGUAGGAUAACCUUUAUGAAAAUAAAUUUUGUAGCUAUAUGCUUGAAUCAUCAGUACCACUCGCGUUUCACGGAGAAGAAACUGUUAAACUCAUAUUUUAUUCACGUUGAAUAUUUUUAACAUUCGUUUAGCGCAUGUAGAGCUGCCUUAGAAUCAUUUAUUUUUCAAGUUACCACUGAUUAGUACAAUAUCUUCAAGCGUUUACUCCGAACAGAGAAAAGUAAAUAAACAGAAUUUUUGUUUUGAACAUUCAUUUAUUUUAUCACUGCUCACUAGUUAAUUAUUGGUAACUUUUUAUAUUUAUGGAGAAAAAUAAUUGAACAAAAUAUUAAGGGUCAUUCUAUGCAGUNUCAUCUUUUCUUCACGUUCAAUAUUUUUACCAUUCGUUUAGCGGAUGUAGGGCUGCCUUGUAAGGGUCAUCCUUGUGCCAAUUGCAGAAAAUGUUGUGAUUGGCAAUAUACUGGCAAUUCGGUAGAUUGGCAAUGGGUCCGCAAUAUCAAAAAUUGGAAAGAAAGUGAUAGGCAGCAUUGGAACAAUGGUAAUUAUUACCAGUACUUCCAGCUUCGUGAUGGAGCAACAUGUGAUCGUGGUGGUCGUUAUGGUAUUGCUCGUAAUCUUUAUCAUGUUGGACUUGGUAGUUUUCUUGGUAGUAUUGGUAGUGAUGU
Molecule: messenger RNA, 1634 nt
Organism: Rotaria sp. Silwood2
Lineage: Eukaryota; Metazoa; Rotifera; Eurotatoria; Philodinida; Philodinidae
Source: the annotation of a GenBank genome assembly